Messenger RNA from Aspergillus bombycis, 1002 nucleotides. RefSeq names its product gibberellin 3-beta hydroxylase. Lineage: Eukaryota; Fungi; Ascomycota; Eurotiomycetes; Eurotiales; Aspergillaceae. Bases 1 to 1002 code for a protein of 333 amino acids. Gene Ontology annotation, molecular function: dioxygenase activity. The record is from RefSeq and is a predicted model, not a curated record. The transcript is spliced from 3 exons.
AUGGCAUCUUGCGAAACUGCUCAACAGGCGGACCUUAAAUCGAUCUCACUAGCCGGGCUGCUGAAAGGAGAUGCCGACACUGCAAAUGAUCUCGUGUCUGCCUGCAAAGAAAAGGGGUUCUUUUAUCUCGACUUUCGUGAUCCUUCGACUUGCGAGACCUUGACACAGACCGAUGAACUCAUCGCCGUUGGGAGGUCAGUUUUCAAGCUUUCACUGGAAGAGAAAGAGCAGUACAGCACCGAAAAGCAUCUGCCGUCGAGACUUCAAGGUUAUAAGCGAGCUGGCUGCUCUGUCGGACCAUUCGCAGAAAAGAAGGAUGGCUAUGAAAGCUUUUCGAUCCAUCACAAUGGCCUCUGGGGCAAUGACACAUUGGAACUUCCUCAGGCCUUUGAGGAGAACUUGCCUCUCAUUAAGGCUUGGAUGGGAGAUGUUCACGGAUACACCGAGUGUAUUCUCUCUACCCUGUCAAAAGCUCUCAACUUAUCUUAUGACUUGAAGGAUUGUCACCGCAAGGAUGCUCCCUCAUCUGCUAACAUGGCUAUGCUUAACUACCUACCGUGGGGCAGCAGCGCCGAGAAGGUUGGAAACAUGGCACAUACCGAUAUGGGAACCCUGACUGUUGUGUUCACCAAAAAUGAAGGCUUGCAAGUCUUCGAACCCCAGACUGAGCAGUGGUACUAUAUCAAACCUCGUCCCGGACAUGCAGUUGUCAACGUCGGAGACUCACUGCGGUUUCUAUCCAACGGUGCACUGGCUUCGAACCUCCACCGUGUUGUACCACCAGCGAACCCGGAAGGACUCGACAAGUUCUCCUGCAUCUUCUUCCUACGCCCAGAGUUCGAUGCGAAGUUCACCUCCCAUGACGGAAAGCAGAUGAACAGCGUCGAGUGGCAUAAUCAGAAAUAUGCUCUGUUCCGCGAGGCAAGCCUGGAUGCUAAGCAGCACGGGGCUAUGCUGACUGGUCGUAAUGGGUAUCUUGGUGCCACGACCCAAACCGUUUAG